Nematolebias whitei (Rio pearlfish) is the source of this 580-nucleotide messenger RNA. It is a transcript of the gene cib2, whose product is annotated as calcium and integrin binding family member 2. The record is from RefSeq and is a predicted model, not a curated record. The transcript is spliced from 6 exons. The coding region runs from base 1 to 564 and encodes 187 amino acids. NCBI's taxonomy places the organism in Eukaryota, Metazoa, Chordata, Actinopteri, Cyprinodontiformes, Rivulidae. Gene Ontology annotation, molecular function: calcium ion binding.
AUGGGAAAUAAGCAAACUAUAUUCACCGACGAGCAACUUGAUGCUUACCAGGAUUGCACAUUCUUCACUCGCAAAGAAAUUUUGCGAUUGCACGGCAGGUACCAUGAGCUGGCUCCACAUCUCGUACCGAUGGACUACACAAACGAACCUGACUGUAAACUACCUUUAGCGUUGAUAGUCGACAUGCCGGAAUUAAAGGAAAAUCCGUUCCGCACCAGGAUUGUUGAGUCGUUCUCAGAGGACGGGAUGGGGAACCUGAGCUUCAAUGAAUUUGUUGACAUGUUCUCAGUCCUCAGUGAAACGGCACCAAGAGAACUUAAGGCCAUUUAUGCUUUUAAGAUAUACGAUUUUAAUGUGGAUAAUUACCUGUGCAAAGAGGACCUUGAGAAGACUCUAAAUAAGCUGACAAAGGAGGAGCUGACUCCUGAGGAGGUUGUGUUGGUGUGUGAGAAAACCAUCGAUGAAGCCGAUUUAGACGGGGAUAAUAAACUCUCUUAUUCUGACUUUGAAAACAUGAUAUCCAGAGCUCCAGAUUUUUUAAGUACCUUUCAUAUCCGUAUCUGAGAUGACUGCAUGGACA